Lytechinus variegatus (green sea urchin) is the source of this 1387-nucleotide messenger RNA. Its product is annotated as fringe glycosyltransferase-like. Gene Ontology annotation, biological process: regulation of Notch signaling pathway. NCBI's taxonomy places the organism in Eukaryota, Metazoa, Echinodermata, Echinoidea, Temnopleuroida, Toxopneustidae. The record is from RefSeq and is a predicted model, not a curated record. The transcript has 10 exons. Gene Ontology annotation, cellular component: membrane. Gene Ontology annotation, molecular function: O-fucosylpeptide 3-beta-N-acetylglucosaminyltransferase activity. Bases 180 to 1211 code for a protein of 343 amino acids.
GGGAACACGCCGCGUUAAACGGACCACACAAUGUCAUGUACAGCGUUCAUGUUUUAUACCAUGCUCGCAGUGGUUAAGAGCAAAUUUAGGCGCUUGCCAUGUGCUAGCGAGAGCAUCAUCGUCGUCGUCAUCAUCACCAAACUACGCUGAUAACAUUUCUCUUUCGCAAUCGCUCUCGAAUGGAAUAUGCCAAGAAGAUGCGUCCUUCUCCGAGGAAGGUUCUCUGUGUUGUGAUGUAUUUUGCAUCGGCUGCCUUCAUCUGUUUCAUCACGCGAGGAAUUUAUCUCCGUUUUGACUACAAGAGGGUCAUCUUCCCCGCGGCAGAGCCCCUGGUCUGUAAUCGUAACAGGUCUGUCCAUCGAAGACCGCCAGGAACAGAGAGCAAAACAGAAAUAUCAGAUGUUUUUAUUGGAGUGAAAACAACUCGGAAAUAUCACAGCAGUAGACUGCAACUCAUCUUAGAUACAUGGUAUUCAUUGGCUCCCGAAGAGAUCUAUUUUUUCACUGAUGUAGAUGAUUCAAGCUUACAAGAAAAAACAAAUGGUCAUAUAGUCAACACUGGGUGCGGACAAGGAUAUGCAAUGCCGAUCCUAUGCUGUAAAUUGUCAAUUAUAAUCAGUAUGUUCCAUGAGACCGGUAAAAGGUGGUUAUGCCACGUCGAUGACGACAACUAUUUGAAUGUACCGAAUUUGGUAAACUUACUCAGGCAGUAUGAUCAUAAUCAAGAUCAUUACAUCGGCCGAGAAAGCCUCCCUAAACCUAAGGUGGUCGUCGAUUCGGCGAUACGGAAGGAAGUACAAUUUUGGUUUGCAACUGGCGGCGCAGGGGUUUGUUAUAGCAGGGCGUUGAUUUCUAAGAUGAUGAUAUAUGCAAGUAAAGAAAACUUUCAGAAAACAUGCGCCAGAAUAGGUCAACCCGAUGACGUCACAAUUGGCUUCAUUGUAGAAUCCUUAUUGAACAGGACACUAACCAAAGUGUGUACCCUCAAUUCUCACUUACAAACGAUGGCUGAUAUUCCCGUGGGAGAACAGAAAAAACAGGUUACCUUCGGUUACGAUCUUAAGGACCUGAGACUUAAGGGCGUCAAUGUGAUCAAUAUGACAGCUGUGGUAAAUGAUGACCCUACCAGACUCAAAUCAUUCCAUUGUACCUUCUUCCGUGGAUACGGAAACUGCCCAGAAAUCAUUCCUGAACCUCCACCAGCCAACUAAUGCUAUGGUCACAAGUACCUUUACGAACACCGUUUACCAACGAUUUCAAACCACUUACUGUAUUAUAGAAGUCGUAUACGCGCGGUGUUCGUUAAAGGUCGAGUCAACCCCAGCAAAAUGUUGAUUUGAAUAAAUAGAGAAAAAUCAAACUAGCAUAACACUGAAAAUUUCAUCAA